AUGUUCUCAAAAGAUGCAUCAUUUGCACACUUCUUCAACAAUUGCAGCCCAGCUUUGUGUUCUGAUCCUGCCAUAUAUGGCAUACCUGAGCGUUGUUCGUGUCGCCCGGACUGCUACCUCUAUAAUGAAUGUUGUUCUGACAUGGAUCAGAACACCACUUCUGAUCACAAACAACCCUAUCCUUCAAUAUAUUAUAGUUGUAGAAAGGUUGAUGACUCUUAUUAUUAUCAGUUUGAUCGUUGUCCACCUAACCAUGAUGUUACAGAGUAUGUGAACAACUGUGAAAAUCCCGACUCAGAUGACCAACUGCAAUCCAUUCCUGCUUUUGGUAAAACAAGUAAAAAACUAUAUAAGAACCUAUAUUGCGUUCUCUGUCAUGGAGAGGAAUUCAUUCUUUGGAAUCUUUUAUAUAAAUGCAGUUCCUUCCUUUCUCCAAGCAUUGAAAAUAUAUCAAAUUACGUCAAGGAUGGAACAUGUGUACCAACUGUGACGCUUCCUUCAGAAGAUCUGGAUAAAUAUUUGUAUUCCUGUAUUCCAUAUAUUUCGAAUUGUCCUCAGGAUAACAAUAACACAGAACAAAGAAUGGCGUGUGAAACUGAGCCCAUGGCAUUAAUAUAUUUAAAUCAAGAACAUUUAAAUCAAUACAAAAACAAACCUUGUGCUACAUGUAACGGGAUUUUUGAAGUUCCGUGUGAAGUAGAAUACAAAAUAUAUCCUUCAGUAGGUUCAUUUAUACCACUUACAAUCCUCUUCAAUUAUCAUACAAAAUCCAUAACGAUAACGGGUGAACACAUCGGAACGGAACAUACGCUUCUGCAGUUACCAUCGUGUCCAAAACACGCAGUCUACGAUAUGAAUACUAAGGAAUGUCGACAAGUUAUGUACCAUCCUCCACUAAAGUGUACAACAACAAGAUUAAAUGAAUCUGAGUAUUACAUUACUAGUGAUGGUCAUCUCUACUUAAAUAAUACCCAACGUUUGCUGAACCAAUCAGAAUUCACUCGUGAUUCUCAAGGUACAAGUAUCUGUGUAAACAAUGGUACCAAUAAUAUAUCAAAUAUCAAUGGUGUAUCAAAAUAUUCCGUAGCUGGGAGCUAUAUCACAUUAGUGGGACUCGUAAUCUCUAUUCCAGCUCUGGCAAUCACUAUUAUAGUCUAUCUCUGUAUACCUGAUCUUCGUACCUUACCAGGUAAAUUACUCAUUAGUCUUUUAUCAGCACUGUUUGUAGGUGAGCUUCUCUUUCUUAUCUCAUCACAAGUCACUAAAUUUACAGUGCUGUGUAAAUCUUUGGCUAUUAUCAUGCAUUAUUCCUUUUUAACAACUUUCUUCUGGAUGAAUGUCAUGUCAUUUGAUGCCUGGCACACUUUCUCGGGAUUCACACAGCUUCGGAGUAAAGGCAAAGGCACCAAGAGACUUGUAUUGUAUUCCUUGUAUGCUUGGAUCUGUCCACUUGUAAUAGUAACAGUAUCACUGAUAUUUGAGUACACACCUGGAAAUCAUGGACUUUCUCCAGAAUAUGGAAGUAGUAUUUGCUGGAUUACAAAUGGAAAAAGUCUACUAUGGUUUUUUGCAAUCCCCGUAAUGUUUAUUAUAUGUCUUAAUAUAAUAGCAUUUAUCCUUACCGCUAGAGGGCUCUAUUUGAGCAGUAAACUUUCUUCGAAAUAUUUGUCAAAACGUAAUAAUGAUGAGUUCAUCGUUUGCAUAAAACUAUUCUUUAUCAUGGGACUUACAUGGGCAUCCGCAUUUCUGUAUACGUUUACAAGAAUUGAAGAAUUUUCUCUGUUAUUUUGCAUUUUAAAUUCAUUCGUUGGAAUAUUUAUUUGCGUAUCGUUUCUAUCAACAAAGACUAUUCGUCGCAGUAUUCUGCGGAAUUUGCAAACAAUUAUAAAAUUGCCCGCAAAAGAGUCUGUUGAUGUGACUUCUGCUCGUGUAACACAAUCAACGGAUGUACCUACAAUCAACUCUGCCGUUAAGCGAAACUUGUAUGAAUUUAACCAGUGUGGAAUGUCGUCACUUGAAAGGCCAGAAACUGUUGCGAAUCCUUCCACAAAGCCUUGAAAGAUGGAAGUAAUGAACAGCAACUUAUAUACUAAAUCUGAAUAUAUGGCAGGAUGGCCUUUGACCGUAAAUGAGCUGAUGUCAAAUAAGUGGAACAAUUAACAACAGUUUUGACUGAAAAUCUUUAGAUACCAAUUCGAAA
Octopus sinensis (East Asian common octopus) is the source of this 2200-nucleotide messenger RNA. RefSeq names its product G-protein coupled receptor Mth2-like. The transcript has a single exon. The coding region runs from base 1 to 2058 and encodes 685 amino acids. Gene Ontology annotation, cellular component: membrane. The record is from RefSeq and is a predicted model, not a curated record. Gene Ontology annotation, molecular function: G protein-coupled receptor activity. NCBI's taxonomy places the organism in Eukaryota, Metazoa, Mollusca, Cephalopoda, Octopoda, Octopodidae. Gene Ontology annotation, biological process: G protein-coupled receptor signaling pathway; cell surface receptor signaling pathway.